AGUUCCACUUGUGGUCUCCGCAGGCAGGGCAGGGACAGCUGCAUUUCUCGCAGCGGGCCACUAGGAAGCUUGCCGGCGCCUCGCAUUCUCCUCCUUCUCCCGCCCCAGCCGGAGCCAGAGCCGGAGCUGGAGCCCGGGAUUGCACCCUCUUCCCCAGCGCCGCGUCCCAGCACCUCUACCCGAUCCCGCCAGUGGCUUUCCGAGGCCACGAGAGGCGGAACUCGCACUCCAUCCAGACGCCAGGGAGGAGAGUGGAGGAGCGCCCCUCGCUUGUCUUGGGGCUCGGCUCAGGUGUCACCUGCUCCAGGAAAUCUUCUCGGAUUCUCUCUAGGUGGAAAACAUCAUCAGAUUUGGGUUCAACAUGUCACAACAUUCAGGCUGACAGUCAAGGCAUCACUGGACAAUCCUACCUCUCCCUAUCACCUCAUCCUCAGGACUGGAUGACGCCAAACACUGAGGACAACUCCCUGAGGGCCACUUCACAGCAUGACCACUUAGCCUCCUGACUGGGAGGCCCCGCCACCCCCCCUGCCCUGUUCCCACCUCCCCACCCUAGGUGGUGAGGGAGUAAAAUUUCAGAGCAGUGGGGGGUGGCAGCAGUGGAGGUGGGGGGAAGGGGUGGGUGGGCUGGGGGGAAUCGAUUUUGGCGCCAGGUUGAAACAUUUUCCCAAAACAGUUCUGCAAAAUGACAAGCCUGUUCCGUAGGAGCAGCAGCAAUGGCGGGUCCCGGGGUGGGGGGAGCGCCUCGGCCCAGGAACUCAACAACAGCCGGCCUGCCCGGCAAGUCCGGCGCCUGGAGUUCAACCAGGCCAUGGAGGACUUCAAGACCAUGUUCCCCAACAUGGACUAUGACAUCAUCGAGUGUGUGCUGCGUGCCAACAAUGGCGCCGUCGAUGCCACCAUCGACCAGUUGCUGCAGAUGAAUCUGGAUGGCAGCAGUUAUGAUGAUAGCUCAGACUCGGAGGACAGCAUCCCUCCGGAGAUUUUGGAACGGACUUUGGAACCAGAUAGCUCUGAUGAAGAACCACCACCAGUGUAUUCACCUCCUGCCUACCACAUGCACAUGUUUGACAGGCCUUACCCCCUGGCUCCCCCAACCCCGCCUCCCAGGAUAGACGUGCCUGGUGCUGGGGUCCCCCCAACCCAGAGGCGCUAUCGCAACUGGAACCCCCCACUUCUGGGCAACCUUCCUGAUGACUUCCUUCGAAUUCUGCCCCAGCAGUUGGAUAGUUUGCAGAAUACCCAGAGUGGCCCCCCGAAGCUAGGGCUUGGGGAGGUCAGCCAACCCAUGGCGGGAAACCUGGAGGAGGAAUGCCGAUGGAAGCAGUACCUGGAGGAUGAGCGCAUUGCCCUCUUCCUGCAGAAUGAAGAAUUCAUGAAGGAGCUUCAACGGAAUCGAGACUUCCUCCUUGCCCUAGAGAGGGAUCGAUUGAAAUAUGAGUCCCAGAAAUCCAAAUCCAGCAGCAUGGCAGUCAGUAAUGACUUUGGUUUUCCAUCCACUGCUGUUGCAGGUGAUGCUGCCUUGGGAGCCAGUGAAGCCAACCCUGCUGUGUCUGAAGAUGCCUUAUUCAGGGACAAGUUGAAGCACAUGGGGAAAUCCACCCGGAGGAAGUUGUUUGAACUUGCCAGGGCCUUCUCUGAGAAGACCAAGAUGAGGAAGACAAAAAGAAAACAGUUGUUGAAGCACCAGUCGCUGGGGACAGCAGCAUCUACAGCUAAUCUCCUGGAUGAUGUGGAAGGCCAUGCCUGUGAUGAAGACUUCCGGGCAAAGAAGCAGGAGACACUCAAGGAGGAGGAAGCACCCAGAGAAGGACAGUAAGAGGUGCUGGAGUUCACCGGAGAUGAAAUAUGCUAAUGGGGCAGCCAAAUAGUGAAGGCCUGUCCUUAGCUGCCCAGACCUGCUGCAGUAAGACAGAGGGUGCUUGAGCAUCAAGACACCAAGUUUCUCCGGCCAGGGCACUCUGCUCCUCCGAAGCCUUGCUUCCAGCUGCCUCUUGUCCUUCCCCUCUUGUGCAGGGUUUCAGAACUUUGGUAUUGCCACAUUGUGAUUGGAAGAAGCACCUGGGGCCCCACCAAGGGCAGCAGCCAAUCACAGUUUUCUCUUGUAGCUGUGUUGUUUUAGGGGCAAUGAGUGGAGGGGAACUUUCCCCUCCCUGUUUUUUUUUUAAUGUCUCUUUGUAGCCUCUUGGCUUUCUUUUCCUCUCUCCCACCAUUCCUCUCCUAAAGGAGCAGGUCCAAUCAGUGGGAGGGCUGGAUACAUAAAGCACAGGCCCAGGUUAAUGUAUGGGCAAAGACAAAAUGGAGCCUCUUCUUCCCCCCUCAACUCCCCAUCUCUCUCUCAGACUAGUCUCAACUCCACGGAAGAGUCUGAUACAUGAUUCAAUCUUCCCUGCUCCACUCCCGGCACCUGGAUCUCUUCCUUUCCUGGGCUCCAGCUACUGUUUUUCAGGAUGAGACCCAUCUUCUAUCCUCAUCCCCUCCCCAGAGGUCCUUCAGCCACAAGGAAGAAGAAACAGUGUCAGAUGGGAAAACCACACUUGGAUUGGGGUGGCAGAAGGGACUGACCUGACACAAGGAACCUAGAGCCACUUAGUGGGAAUGGUACAAGAAAGCCUACCUGGGAGUAGUUUCCUGAGGGUCUUCUCUAAGGUUGCUACCUCCCAGAGGAAGGGGCAUAGAGGGGUAGCUCUAGAACUCUUUAGGACUUUAGAGUCAAACAGUCUAAUCCAUUGGGGCCCAGAGAGGUUCACUGAUUCAUCCAAGGUUGCACAAGUUUUUUCUUUCUUUUCACAGAAAUGGGAUUUGAACUCAGAUUCUAUGACACUAAGUUCAGAAUUCCAUGUUCAGUAUUCUCCCCACACUGCCACAAAAAGAGAAAUAGUGUUAUGGGGAGAGCUAUCUGCUAUCACAUGAGAGGGUAGUGGUGGUGGUGGUGGUGGUGGGGCACCCUCUAUAAUAGUCUGGAGUUAGGACAAGGGCAGGCUGGAGCACUUGCUUCCCUUACUCCUGUUGGGAAAUAGAAUGGGGGCAAGUGGUCCAAUGUGGAAUCAGUGGAGGCAGAGAGCUCUUGGGCAUGGUGACAAUGCUCUGCUUUGGAUUGACUUCUGGGCUAGACUCCUAAGCUUGGGAUCCCCUGCCAGGCCAGGCUGGUGUGGGAAAAGCCAAGGGAAGGGAGAGGGGCUCUAGGAUAGAAUCCUAGAGUCUAGUUGGCAGUGGAGGGGCUGGGUUUCCCUUAUCCUCAGGGGAGCACUGGUGGUAAGUUCUGAGGGAGGAGUUCCAUGCCUAUAAGUAGAAAAUGUUAAACUGUGAGACCUUCAGAGCUAGAAAGAACAGUGGGGGAACAGCUGUUUUUUAUGCAGUGUGCAGGGGCAAGGGGUGGAGUUGCCCUGGGUAUCACCUGCUUAGCCCUGAAAGCUGGCCUCGGAGCAGAAGUGCAGGCUGAGUCCUGUUUGGGGUGGGGAAGAAACCUGUUCUCAAGAGGAAGCUCUCUAGGGGGCCUGCCUACCCAGCCACUUGCUCACCUAUUCACUGUCCCAGGGAGUUCACUCUCUUUGCCUCUUCACAUUAGUGGGUUGGCACCAGGAUAGGGAGAAGCUGAUCUGAGGAAUCAAGAAGCUUGGAAAGGAGAGAGCUUUGAGGGGAAGGGCUUCCAGCUUCAUUAAAGCAUUAAAUCUCUACUGCUCACUAUGGAGCUUGAUCUUGUUAAUGGUGGGGUAGUAGGAGGAAACCUAUAGAUGAUUUGGGGGGACCUCUGUUAGCCCCAAGCCAAGAUAAAAUGAUGAGGCAGAGAGGGAGAUGAGAGAGAGAGAGAGAGAGAGAGAGAGAGAGAGAGAGAGAGAGAGAGAGAGAGGAGAGGAGAGAGACUGAGAGACUAUGUGGCUAUGGGGGGGCAGGGUUUCCAGACUCAUGAUUUCUCCAGCUCCAUCCCCCAAGUUGCAGUGUAGCACUUUCUUCCCCAAACCCUGGGGGGCCCAAAGAAGGAAGGAUUCCACAGUGGGAGGCCCCUCUGGCCAGCGGUUGGGCCUGGAAUGUGCUCAGGUCUGCCGGCUGGCAGGCCCAGGCCCUGGAAUGUGCCUGCAGCUACCAGGGGGAGAGGAACCGCUUCUGAAAUGUAACCAAGUUUGGAAGUGUGUGCAGAGGUUGCUAGGGGUGAAGCUGGAGUGGGGCCACAGGUAACAGAAGGCAUCUUGGCACAGGAAUGAAUAAUUCACAGCUGAGGAGGGGAAGGCCACCUUUUUUUUUUUCCUCCUCUUUCUCUCCUCCCUCUCUUUUGCUCUUCUCCUCCCUUUCCUUCAUAGCUGCCAAACUCUCCUCUUCACCCAGGUCCCUUACCCAGCAAAAGGAUCUGUUUGGUUUUGAGGUUUCCCCCAAAGCUUCCCCAGCCCCUUGUGCCUUCCUUCUAGCUCUACAUGGAGAAGGAGAAGAGAGUAAGGCUCCAAAGCUGCCUGACCCUUCCAUCUAGAGGUCAAUGCUCUCAUUUCCAGCCAACCAGAGGGACAGCUCUUUCCCCUUCCACUAUAACAAUUUGGGACAGGCUAAAGGCUCAAGAGAAAUCUGAGGAUCCCCUCCCUGGGGUUCCUGGAAUCUAUUACUCCCCAUAGGCCAGGGAAAGGACCUGCCUCGGCAAUCUUGCUAUCCAAAACUAAAUGGAAAACAAAACACCCACCCUGCCCUGUUCUCUCUUGACCCUCACGAGAGAGGGGAGAGAAGGAUGCUGGACUGGAAGUAGCCAAAGCAAGCUACAUUCAGAGACUCAUUUCUCCUGCAAAUGAAAAGUUGUUCACUUCUAGCCAAGUCUGUGCAGUGAGGAAUACAUGAAAAUCCUUUUCAACAAACAAACGUAAAACCCCACACACUUGGGGAAUUCACAAGGUGGAAAUCCAGCCUUGAGCUUUGUGAGUGUUGGUGGCUGUGUUAGGUUUUGUUUCCAUGUGUGUUGUUGUUGUUUUUUCUUAAAGAUGUUUAAUAGGAAUUCAUAUAAUAAAGUCAUGGUGUACUCUUAA
Molecule: messenger RNA, 5003 nt
Organism: Trichosurus vulpecula (common brushtail)
Lineage: Eukaryota; Metazoa; Chordata; Mammalia; Diprotodontia; Phalangeridae
Gene: CUEDC1
Product: CUE domain containing 1
Exons: 12
Coding region: 686-1819 (377 amino acids)
Molecular function (GO): ubiquitin binding
Source: RefSeq, a predicted model, not a curated record